AGAGUUUGUUUCGACCUGUUCCUCUGAAAUGCAAAUUGCUUAGUGACAGUAAUGUUUCCAUAAAUAUUUGGAUAUGUUUAAGGCAAGUCAUGGAAACGGCCGGGGACUUAUAUUAUAUAAGAGCACGUAGCAGGCUGCGAGAGCCCAGAGCCACCGGGCAAAACUAACGUCAGGACAGCUUUUGUAACAGAAUUAGAAAUCGUAGGAAGAAGGAUGCUCACUGAAGUUUGGAUUGUUGUCUUUUUGUGUGGAGCUACCUUGUAUACCACAGAUGCACAGAUUACAGGAUGGACUGUUCCAAAUAUCACAGACGCCGCAAGUGGACCAGGAGCAGCACCAAUUACAUUUCCCGAGGAUCAGCCUGUGGGUGCAACAACAACUUCAUUUACAGCCACUCCAUCUGGUUCCGAUACAAUUGCGUCCUACACCCUGUUGACUUCUGGUACUCCUUUCUCGGUAAACUCAUCUUCUGGUCUCAUCAAUCUAGAUAGUGCACUUGAUUUUGAAACGACCGCCAGCUACACAGUUGAAGUUCGAGCAGUUGAUAGUAAUGCAUCUUCAAAUACAAAUACUGGAACAGCAACUGUUUCAAUUACCGUCACGGACGUGAACGAGGCCCCGACAUUCAGUGCUGCAUCAUUGUCAGCUUGCGUUGCUGACGCUUCCACAGGAGGUCAGUCUGUGACGACUCUAACAGCCACUGAUCAGGACACAGGAGAUAACAUAACUUACAGCAUAGAUUCUGGAGACACAAACAACCACUUCACAUUUUUUGGAGACGAACUUCGAGUCAGUUCAGGAAUUACUCUUAACAUGUCAGCCACAGCAAACUACACUCUUGUUAUUCAUGCCGUAGACGAUGAUCUACUGACUGGGAAUGCAACACUGACCGUAACAGUGGGUGAUUGCAACAGCGCAACAGCUCUGGCAAUUAGUAUAAUGAUGUCCCUUAUGGCUCUGGUUGUGUCGUUGUAUUAAGAUUCAAAGAAGGCUCAUGUGACAUUUCUAGUUCAAAGUACUUUCAUCAUUUUAUAUUAAAUGAACGUAUCACGAAGCGUACGUUUUCCUUGUUAGUUCAUCUUUUGGAAUGGACUAACUAUAUAUUUUUUAAUCUGAAAGUUAUUUAAAGAUGUCGCAUCCGUCGUCUUCAUCGUAGAUUCAAAUUUAGUGAACUGAAGAAAUUUAUUAUUCUUUGUUUUACAUAUUUAGUAUUUUUAGAUACUAAAUAUCUCAUGUCUGUUUGUCUCUGUUCACUCUUGUAACAUUUAUACAAGUUUGAAGUACAUGCCUCUCUAAAAGUAACUCAUGUUAAAAGAAGAAGGAAAAUAUAUACAUUUAAAACCUCAAAGUUUAUUUUCCGUAAAAUCUGCGUAGUUCAUACAUUUAUUAGUAUACGUAUUAGCUUUCUAACAUAAGGUUUAAAUGUACAUUCCGAUUCUACGGUAACGUAUGUAUUUCCUUCAUUUUAAGCAGUUAUAUGUAACAAAGAGUUUCAGUGCUAUUUUAAAGUAUAUAUAUUUAAGUACAAAAUCAAACACUUAACAUUGUAUCCUGUUGUUUCUUUGAUUUAUAAGGAACCAUGGCAACAGCGAUAUUUAGAAUAUCUGUUAUCUUUUGCAUAUUCAAAUUUUAUCGUAUCUCAUAAUUUAUAGCAGCUGCCUUAAGUGUAAAGAGUUUCCAAUCUUUCCCUCCAGAAUGAUGUUGACGUCUUAAACAUAUCUCCGUAAAGACUAUCGCUGAUUUCAGUGUGUUGAUGUAAAUUAAUAAGGCCCUAAUCUUCGAGUAUAGUGGUACUCAAUCUGAACAGAUAAAAGUUAAUUUCUUACAAAGAGUUGUUCCUUGUUAGAAAACGAUUUGUAAGGAACCACUUGUUUUCAACGGGUUUAUCUACUAAGCACUGAAAAUGAAUAUAAACGACUGUAACGAUAAAUAUUUAUGCAAAAUAUGAAGUAAUCUCAUCUCAAAUGAAAACACGACACUCAUCUCAAAUGAAGACAUGACACAAAGAGUCCAUAGAUUCUAAAAUGUCAUCUAUGGAAAAAUCAUGCCAUAGUAAGUACAUACUUUAUCAAGUCGAAAAGGCCUGGAAAUACACCUUUCCUGUUACACCUUAACAGUUUCUAAUAUAUAAAGAUUGACUUAAUUCUGUGAUAUUUUUUUGUAGUUUGGAAAUGAGAGUAUGAUGUUAAUUCUCAUGUUUUGUUAAGUGUUUAUUUUUAAUACACUUCUGUUGAUUUUUGCUUGUCAACUGCAAUUCAUCGAAAGAUUGUUUACUUACAUUUCAAAAAUAUUUGGAUUUUGCAUACAAGACGAGUUUUCUUCCUUCCUUCUCCGUCACAGUUUAGUAUUUCUCUUUGAUAUGUAUUCCAUGAAUGUUGUUUUUUUUCCACUAUAUAUAAGUACUAACAGUACUCUAGGUGAGAUGACUAUUCUACUCUGGAUACAAUCACUUUGUACAUUAAUACCUAUGCAAGAUAUAAAUUUAAAUAGCCGCAAUUAUAUAUAAAAUGUUUAAUAACGUACCUAUAAAAUUAAAUGAGUGUGAAAUAACUAAAAUAUCACAAAAAUCUUUAAAUUGGAGUUUAUUAACAAUAUAAAGCCCGUUUUUGUAUUACAAAAUUUUAUCAAAUUGAAUCAGAAAUGAAUACGUGUCCAGUCGUAUAUGUCUACUCCCUCCAGUACUACGUGUUUGUUUGUGUGAAGUAUUCUAGUGUUUAAGAAAUGAUGUCAAUAAUGAGACAUUACCGUGUCGAUGCUUGCUUCAUUUCUUGUAAUAAUCUCUAUAUUUUGUAUUGCCGCAAAGACUUUUAUUUAAUUACUAAUGUAAGUAACAGAUCAUAUCAAUUAUUGAUAAAAUUGUUGGUGAAUAAUGUUUUCAUUUACAAGACAUGGAAAGUAGUUAAAAUUGAUGUCAUAAUGAUAAGCUAAUGAUUGAUAUACGUAAAGAUGAUCAGUGUAAAAGCUUAAGUUUUACCAUAAAUCGUUAAUUCUUUGUGUAUAGGGUAUAUUAGCUAGUAACAACGACUGUAACGAUAAAUAUGUAUGCAAAAUAUGAAGUAAUCUCAUUUGAAAUGAAAACAUGACAAAAAGAGUGUAUAGAUUCUAAAAUGUCAUCUACGGAAAAAAAUCAUGCCAUAGUCAGUACAUACUUUAUCAAGUCGAAAAGGCCCGGAAGUACACCUUUGUUAUAUUAUGUAUAACAGUUUCUUAUAUAUAAAGAUUGACUCAAUUCUGUGAUAAUGUACUUUUUUGUAAUUUGGAAAUAAGAACUCUGUUGAUUUUUGCUUGUCAACAGCAAUUCAUCGAAGGAUAGACUGUUUACUUACAUUUCAAAUAUAUUUGGAUUUUGCAUACCAAGACGAGUUUUCUUCCUUCCUUCUCUGUUUAGUAUUUCACUUUGAUAUGUAUUCCAUGAAUGUUGUCUUUAUCGAUAUAUAAAGUACUCUAGGUGAGAUGACUGUUCUACUCUGGAUACAAUCACUUUGCACAUUAUUACCUAAGGAAGAUAUAAAUUUAAAUAGCCGCAGUUAUUUAUAAAAUGUUUAAUAACGUACCUAUAAAAUUAAAUGAGAGUGAAUUAACUAAAAUAUCACAAUAAUCUUUAAAUUGGAAAUUAUUAACAAUAUAAAGCCUGUAUGCCUGUUUUUGUAUUACAAAAAUGAUAUCAACUUGAAUCAGAAAUGAAUACGUGUCCAGUCGUAUAUGUCUACUCCCUCCAGUACUACGUGUUUGUGUGAAAUAUUCUAGUGUUUAAGAAAUGAUGUCAAUAAUGAGACAUUACCGUGUCGAUGCUUGCUUCAUUUCUUAUAUUAAUCUCUAUAUUUUGUAUUGCCGCAAAGACUUUUAUUUAAUUACUAAUGUAAGUAACAGAUCAUAUCAAUUAUUAAUAAAAUUGUUGGUGAAUAAUGUUUUCAUUUACAAGAAGUGGACAGUAGUUAAAAUUGAUGUCAUAAUGAUAAGCUAAUGAUUGAUAUACGUAAAGAUGAUCAGUGGAAAAGCUUAAGUUUUACCAUAAAUCGUUAAUUCCUUGUGUAUAGGGUACCAUAGCUAGUAACAAUUGUCUUAGCCUGCCUAGAAAAUAAAGCAAUACAAAACAGA
Molecule: messenger RNA, 4098 nt
Organism: Mercenaria mercenaria
Lineage: Eukaryota; Metazoa; Mollusca; Bivalvia; Venerida; Veneridae
Product: cadherin-23-like
Exons: 5
Coding region: 214-978 (254 amino acids)
Biological process (GO): homophilic cell-cell adhesion
Cellular component (GO): membrane; catenin complex
Molecular function (GO): calcium ion binding; cadherin binding
Source: RefSeq, a predicted model, not a curated record